Fomitopsis serialis is the source of this 1661-nucleotide messenger RNA. RefSeq names its product cytochrome P450 monooxygenase. The transcript is spliced from 13 exons. The record is from RefSeq and is a predicted model, not a curated record. Gene Ontology annotation, molecular function: iron ion binding; heme binding; monooxygenase activity. NCBI's taxonomy places the organism in Eukaryota, Fungi, Basidiomycota, Agaricomycetes, Polyporales, Fomitopsidaceae. The coding region runs from base 1 to 1422 and encodes 473 amino acids.
AUGUCUUCAUGGAUUGGAGGAAGACCUACUAGUGGUGAUGUGGUGUACAUGCGGAUAUUCAACAGGCCCACCAUCGUGCUCAACUCCGCAAAAGCUAUGGACGAGCUCCUCAACAAGCGUGGCUACAAGUACUCGGACCGACCGAGGACUCUUCUUUUGACUGAGCUGAUCGGCUUCACCAACAACGUUACCAUCAUGCCCUACGGAGAGCAGUGGCGCCGCCAGCGCCGCUGGUUCCAAGCUGCCUUUCAAUCGGCCUCUGCGCUCGAAUCGUACAUUCCCGUCCAGCGCCGCGAGUCGGUCAGGCUCCUCGCCGGACUUGUCAAUGCGAGCCAGUCCCUCGAAGAUAAGACCGGAGACCGGGCGUGCAAAGCACUGUUUGUGGGGCUUAAGUGCUACGUGGGUGCUGUGAUGGUCGACAUCGCCUACGGACACGGUGUGCUCUCCCAUGAUACUCAGUUCAUGGACCUCGCAGAGCGUGCCGUAGUCGGUAUAGUAGAGGCCGGUAGCGCCGGCGCGAGCCUAGUCGACUUCUUCCCGGUCUUGAGGCAUAUCCCUAUGUGGGUCCCCGGAAUGCACUUCAUGAGAAAGGUGGCGGAGGUCAGGGAACUGACCCGCCAGAUGAUCGAUGCGCCGUACGAGCGUGUUCAUGCUGCAAUGGCCCGAGGAACUGCGCGCAGCUGUUUCCUCACAACACUCCUUGACGAAUGCGCCGCAGACGGGACGAUCUCUGACUAUGAUAGGGAAGACAUCAAAGGUGCCGUCAGUGUUGUUUACUCGGGGGGAACUGACACGACGGCUACCGCCCUUACGUCCUUCAUGCUUGCGAUUGUACUGCAUCCCGAUGCGCGUGCGAAGUCUCAAAACGAGCUCGACGCUGUUGUCGGCAGCGAGCGGCUCCCCGAACUCGACGACAGGACGGCUCUGCCAUACCUCGAAGCUCUACUCAAGGAGGUCUACCGAUGGAACCCACCUGUUCCGCUUGUCUUACCCCAUCAAGUCACCGAGGAUGACACGUACGACUCAUAUACCAUACCUGCAGGGUCAAUGAUUAUUCCCAAUGUCUGGGCAAUCAGCCGUGAUCCCGAUUACUACGAAGACCCCGACGUGUUCAAACCCGAACGCUUCCUCACUGACAAUCCAGACCCUGACCCUCGUGAUUUUGUCUUUGGUUUCGGUCGGCGCCUAUGCCCUGGCCAGGAUCUCGGGGACUCCACCGUAUGGCUCGCCGCAUCCCGCAUCCUUGCGGCGUUCGAUGUGACGAAAGCACGCGACGCUGCAACGGGCGUGGACGUCGACUUCACGCCGGGGUUCAUUUCGGGGAUAAUCAGUCAUGUCAUUCCGUUCCCAUGCGAGCUGCGACCGAGGUCGGACAAGGUCGUAGCAUUGAUCAGGGAGUCUGAGGCUGUGUACUCGAUAUAAAGGUCGGUUCCAGGAUCAUCGUGAUGCAUGGUCGUGUUAUGCAGUGGUUUGGUUCGUCAAGUGCUUAGAUUUAAUGUAUCCUGCCAUACUUCGGCUGCAGGGUGAUCAACGGGACGACGAUCGCUCAUACAUACUUAGCCCAAUCCGCUUCUGGGUCUGUGAAUGCCAGUGCGUAAGUUAGCGCGAACCUCAGCAUGGCAGAUACGCUUGACGUGUACUUGAGUCUCGGUAACGGAAAC